UAGUAUACUAUAGGAGCUUGAUGGUUCUCAACCCACUGUAACGGGUUGACGUUCAACCUGCUACAGCGAGUUGGCUUCUAACCGGUUGUUCAACCCGCUAAAUGCUUUUUUUGGGCGCCAAGCUAGACCUUUGCCUUAACAGUAUGCUAAUGACCCCAAAUGAAGCCCCCUGAUUGGUCCCCAUCAAGACCACAUGCUAAUAAUGGCCGACAUGUAAUGUUCGAGUACGUUUUGUUACCGAUUCGUUAGGAUAUACAAGGCCAUGGUUGAUUUAGUGACUUUUACACAAAUUUCUUAAUGGAUCGUUGUAGAAAUGGUCGUACCGGCCUUCGCUCUUGUCGAAGACUCGACCCGGGUUCAUGAGUACACUCAGAGUUUGACAGACACGAAUGGCGUUUGACUUUUUCGCAGGCUGCCUCGGAGGGUUUGCAGGCGUUGUGGUUGGGCAUCCUUUUGACACAGUGAAGGUUCGCCUUCAAACUCAGACCAACAACGUGUACAAUGGCGUUUUUGAUUGCUUCAAGCAGAUCAUCAAGAGAGAAUCGGUUCUUGGUCUGUAUAAAGGCAUGGCCUCUCCACUUGCUGGACUGGGAUUGAUCAAUGCUAUCAUAUUUGGUGUUCAAGGGGAAACGUUGAGGCGUCUAAAUGGUUCAGGCACUAUGGCCCAAGCCAUAUCUGGAGCUAUAGCGGGGGGUGUUCAAAGCAUAGUCUGCUGCCCAAUGGAACUAGCAAAGACGAGAGUACAAGUUCAGGGCCAAGGUCAAAAGCUUGUUCAUGUAUUCUUUCUGACAAAUACUGAGACGAAGCAGAUGGCAUAUACCGGCUCAUUGGACUGCUUAAAGAAGGUGUUCCACUCAGAGGGGCUAAGGGGGUGUUUUAGAGGAAUGGCCAUAACAACUACUCGAGACAUCCCAGCAUUUGCACUGUACUUUGGGUCAUUCCAGUACGUCUGUGAACUUUUAACUCCUAAGGGCGAACAUGUGGAUAAUCUAAGUCCAAUAAGGCUGUUUUUCUCUGGAGGUAUUGCAGGGACAUUAUCCUGGAUUCUAACCUACCCUGUAGAUAUGGUAAAGUCAUGUUACCAAGCAGAUGGGAGAACAAACAGUGGCAAACCUCAGUACAAGUAUAAUGGUUAUGCAGAUUGCGUCAAGAAAAUCUAUAUUUCAGGAGGGGUGUCUGCGUUUGGACAGGGGCUGUUAGCAACUAUUCUUAGGGGUUUCCCAACAAAUGCUGCAACAUUAACAGUAGUGACUCUCACACUCCGCCUUGCAAGGAAUCCUGAAUCACAUUAUGAAAGUAUGUAAAUAGACUAUUUUGCAGGAAAAGGCAAAUAUACAUAUUUUAGAAUAAGAGUGGAACAACAAGGGUAGUAUUUUGUAUAAAAUAAAUGACAACAUUAAAGAGGUAUCACGCCAAGGAAUAAGGGAGGGAUAGAUGCUUAAUAAUAAUUCUCUUGGUGAGGUAUAAGUUAGAAGUCUUUAAAUUUAGAUUUUGUUUCCUAUUUAAAACAGUUUGUAGAGAGCUGUAUGAUAAACUAUCUACUUUUCUAUCUUAGAUAUUUUAAGCAUCUUCUUUAUUUAUAAACUUUCUAUCAUUUUAACCAAGGUUUAAAAACACCUUUUAAAGGCUCAUGGAGUCUUUCAUGUGCACUUAUACAUCUACAUGAGUAAAUGCCUUAAAGAUGGACAUUUUCAUGAGUAAAUGCCUUAAAUAUGGACAUUUUUGGGCUAUAUUCAUGUUCACACCAGAUUUGCGUUGCUUUGGUGGAUCAAACACCUUAUCAUAUUAUUAUAUUACUGCAAACCAUUUCUUUGGGGGACUUAGGUAAAAUGUAAAUACUCAUUUCAGCACCAAGCUUUGGAUAAGAGCCCUAACUCAAAACAGUAACCCCUCAACAAUCAAGAAAGUGCCUAGGGUGCUAAAAUGAGCAUUAACAGUAUCUAGUCUAUUAUGUUAGAUUAGUUAAGUCAGGAAAUUUCUCUUCUGGUCUUCCCUUCUUCUAGAAGACUAUGUAUGAGUGAUUUUGUUAAUCUUCACACAUAGAACAAGUUCAGAUACUUUAGUUAGUCUUGUUGAAGGGGGAUUAGACCCACCAACCCCAUGGUAAAAGCAUGGAAGUCCUUUCUCUAUUAUUUCUUUAUAAAAAUCAAUUUCUAAAAUAUUUGAUAUAAAUAAUUUGUAAGAUGGUUAUUUGGUGUGGUCUAGGGGGAGAGUGGCAGUUUCUAGGGUGUGGCCUAGGGGAAAGGGGGUUUCCCUAGAGGGGGCUCAUACUCUCCCAAAGGUAACAUGGCAUCCUAUAAUUACAUAACUCUAUACAAAGUCACUAAAUCUUUGCAUUUGACACAAUCAUGUUAAGGAGAUGUUUGAUUUGUUAUGUUAUAUGCCAAGCUUUGGGCAUCUGUAAAAUAGCAAUAUAGUGCUAUUUAUCUCUGAAACACACCCACUAGGCAUAAAUAGAUGUAAGGGUUAAAAAAUUUUUGCUGUCUAUUUUUUUCAAGUAAAAGUGAAUUAAAUUGUUAUGAAGUGUAA
Molecule: messenger RNA, 2529 nt
Organism: Nematostella vectensis (starlet sea anemone)
Lineage: Eukaryota; Metazoa; Cnidaria; Anthozoa; Actiniaria; Edwardsiidae
Product: mitochondrial basic amino acids transporter
Exons: 4
Coding region: 390-1304 (304 amino acids)
Biological process (GO): mitochondrial L-ornithine transmembrane transport
Cellular component (GO): mitochondrion
Molecular function (GO): high-affinity L-arginine transmembrane transporter activity
Source: RefSeq, a predicted model, not a curated record